AGACCAGAAAAUGGCCACAGAGGAAAUACGAAAUGCUUUUAAAUCCCCCGGUUAAAGGUGCCUUCCGCUUGACAGCGUGGUCCGGACGGGAAGCACGCAGUUUCCAGACCCGCCCUGGGGAUCCGGCAGUGGUUCUAAUUACCCAGCUCCCAGAGUGCAGCCAUGUUCUCUGUGCGGCUCCUCAGGAUCUCCCACAAUGCACUGGGAAAGCCACACUACCGAGGCAUGGCUGUGUACAGCAGUGAACUCUGGGAUGAGAUCAGGGGGAAGCUUAGCAUGUUCCCAGGUGGGUCGGUCAACCUGGUCAAGCAGGAGUCGGGGAUCGCGGUGCUCACGGUCAACAACCCGGACCGCAUGAACGCAUUUUCAGGCACCAUGAUGCUGGAGUUGCAGGACCGGGUAUCCCAGCUGGAGAACUGGAAGGACGGGAAAGGACUCAUCGUCCACGGGGCGGGCGGGACAUUCUGUUCCGGAUCAGACCUGAACGCAGUCCGAGCCAUAUCGAAUCCCCAGGAUGGGAUGAAGAUGUGUAUGUUCAUGCAGGACACACUGAUCAGACUGCUGAGGCUGCCCCUCAUCUCUGUUGCCCUUGUGGAGGGGAGAGCACUGGGGGGAGGGGCAGAGCUGACCACCGCCUGUGACUUUAGGUUGAUGACUCCUUCCAGUGAGAUCCAGUUUGUCCACAAGCAUAUGGGUUUGGUUCCUGGAUGGGGAGGCGCAGCCAGGCUCGUGCGGAUAGUGGGCAGCCAGGCAGCUCUGAAAUUACUGGCUGCCGCACUGAAAGUAGACUCCGCCCUUGCAGAGAAGAUCGGCCUGUCUGAUGGGGUUGUGUCCGCAGGGGCGGGGACAGCCUUGGCGGAGGCAGAGCAUUGGUUGAGUGACUUUAGCAGAGGUCCCGCGCCUGUGAUCCAGGCCAUUAAGAAGGUGGCGCUAUCUGGGCGAGAGCUCCCCCUGGAGGACGCACUGAGAAAAGAGAAGGAGGUGUUCGGAACUGUGUGGGGAGGAAGUGCUAACCUGGAGGCCUUGGCCCGGAAGUCCAAGCACAAGUGAGCAGGAGCAAGAGGAUGAGAAUGGAGAAAGCAGAACUGUUAGCCAUUAUCAAGGACCGACAAAAAAAUAAAACCAGUUCAGAAUUA
Messenger RNA from Brienomyrus brachyistius, 1136 nucleotides. It is a transcript of the gene echdc1, whose product is annotated as enoyl CoA hydratase domain containing 1. Gene Ontology annotation, cellular component: cytosol. Lineage: Eukaryota; Metazoa; Chordata; Actinopteri; Osteoglossiformes; Mormyridae. Gene Ontology annotation, molecular function: enoyl-CoA hydratase activity. The coding region runs from base 163 to 1050 and encodes 295 amino acids. The record is from RefSeq and is a predicted model, not a curated record. Gene Ontology annotation, biological process: fatty acid beta-oxidation. The transcript is spliced from 6 exons.